GCAUGCGUGACCAACAACAUGGUGGACAUGGAGAGAUUUCAAAGGAAGCCAGUUUGAUCAACUCUUAGAAACAAAAUCUUAACGGUGGUCAAGGAAAAAUCAAAGACAAGACGUUACUCCCUAUACCAGCAUAGAAGAUGGAUAGUCCUACUGAAGGAAGUUUAGUUUUAGGAACAACAAAAAAACAUUGCACUUUGUCAAAGGAGGAGGCCGAAUAUAGCGGUCAUCUUCCUGGAAAAACGAAAGAGAAUUCAGGUUUGAAUGGCUAUAUAAAACACUCUUCAGAUAUGCCAUUGCAUUCAGAACCAGCAGCCAGAAAUGGCACAGAAGAUAUAAGUGAUAUUUCAACGGGCCCACAUACUUGCAUCAGUUGUGGAGCAGGAACAGAAGAUUCUCCAGAUGUUGAGAAACUAUCCAAAUCUGAAGGUCACAGUUGCUCAGGGGAACACAGCAUCCAAUGUUCGUGCACAGACGUUUCCCAACACCUCCAAAGACUCAGUAUUGGGGGAUUACCUACCCACCAAAGUGCCAAUACAGGCAAUCAAGUUAUUGAAGGAAUUCACUAUGUUAUUUAUGAAUCUGAGCUCCAGAUGCCUGACAUUAUGAGACUAAUAACGAAAGACUUAUCAGAGCCUUAUUCUAUAUACACUUACAGAUACUUCAUUCAUAACUGGCCAAAGCUUUGUUUCUUGGCACUAGAUGAAGGGAAGUGCAUUGGAGCCAUUGUGUGCAAGUUGGACAUGCAUAAAAAGAUGGUUAGAAGAGGUUACAUAGCAAUGUUAGCUGUAGAUCAGGAGUAUAGGAGGAAGAAAAUAGGUUCAAAUCUGGUGCUCAAAGCAAUCCAUGCAAUGAUGGCAGAUGACUGUGAUGAGGUUGUUUUAGAGACAGAAAUAACCAAUAAAGCUGCACUACGGCUAUACGAAAACCUUGGUUUUGUACGUGACAAAAGACUCUUCCGCUAUUAUUUAAAUGGAGUUGAUGCACUACGGCUCAAGUUGUGGCUGAGAUGAACUAAAGGGUUUUAAGUCGUCACACUUUUUUGAUUUUUAAAAAAUCAACUGUCAAUUUCAUAAAUAACAAAUAAACUGCUUAAAUUGAUAAUUGAUGGAUACUGCAAAUCAUAUUUCUUAAAUUGGUUUCUGUUAUAGGCUUGUGUAAUUGUGUGAGAAGUUGAAUAUAGUUGGCUCUGUAGUGGAAUACUUGAUGAAUUGUCUGUUACAUUUUUAAGGCAUUUGUUGAAUAUUUUUGGAAAAAAAGUUUGGUUUAACAGUUGUAAACUGUAGUUACACAUUAACUAUCAUUGUUUUUUUACAAAGAAAAAAAUAUGACUUAGUAUCCUACAAUUCCUACCUGAAACCUAGAGUGGUCUUUGUCAACUGUAAGGCAGUUUGUUAUUUUAAAAAUAACAAACAUGAUUCUCCUUUCGAGUCUUCCUAAUACAUUCUUAUUGUAUUAGUGGUAAUGAGGUGGCUGUUUGAAUAGAUUACCUGUAGCUGUUGGAGACAUUUAUUAAUACAGAGAAUCACUUAAAAGAUGCAUAUGAAGUCAAAUCUUGGCCACCAAGCUUGCCCAAAUGCCAUCACAUAGUUUUAAAUAGCAUAACUUGAAGAAAUGCCAAAAGGUAUGGUCUCAUACUCCCAAAAAACCAAUAUUUGAACAGAAGAUAUCUGUUUUCUGUUGUUUCCACCAGUCAUAUGAAUAUUGGUGCUAUUGCCUGCAUAGCAGUAAUGCAUCAUACAUUAAUACAUCAUUUGGUGUACUUUAAUGAACUGGAGGGAUGGAUAAAUAGGUCAAGCUUCUGACCAGAAAUUAGAAUAAGGUGCAGUUUUCAGGGUAUUUUUGGCUGACUGGGAGAUAAAAUUGAUUUAUCUUUUGGCAUGUCAUCUUAAUAAGAAUCUAGUAGAAGUGAUUGAUAUGUGUUACCGGGAAUCUACAUUUGCUUCAUAUGUAACUUUAAUUCUGAUAGAAUCUAUGCAAAUAUAAGUAAGUGGCAUAUUCAUGUCACCACUUUGAAUUCUUCGCAGCUAAUGUAAGUCCAAUUUUUACAUCAUUUCCUCAGAUUUCCCUAGAUUUUUAAUAUGCUACCAGGGCAUAAUCAAGGAUUCAAAAAACAUGACAAAGAUAACUGUAGUUACUGCUAGCUUCAAUGCCUCUUUUUGCUUCUUUUUAGCCAGACUGAUUGGACUACAUUGUGCACAUUUGCUUUUACAAUUACUGCUUCUGAAAUAAGUAUCAAAAAUAUUCUGAGUGUGGAUGGGAUGAAAAUAAGUAUCAUAAAGGAAUUUAAAGGAUGCAUUAGAAUCUGUUAAUGUAUGGCACAAUGUUUUUCCUCUUCAGGAAAUUGUUUAUAACUUUACAGAUUUUUAAUUUUUUGUCUUGGUUGAUGUAUUAGCUUCCACUUAACUAAAAGAAACAUUCUUGAUUUUUUUAGUUCGAAGAAAGAUCAUUUAUAAGUGUGAAUCAGUAACAACAAGUUAUGUAAAAUGCUGUCUGUUAAAAUAUGAACUUGGAUUGACUUUGUGUUCCAUCUCCCAUGGAGUACUCUCUGAUUUUCUGAAGUGUGUGGAAAAAAAAAGAAAAAAAAAUGUUUGUUUUAUGA
This is a messenger RNA of Lingula anatina, 2599 nucleotides long. RefSeq lists its product as uncharacterized. Gene Ontology annotation, biological process: N-terminal peptidyl-methionine acetylation. The record is from RefSeq and is a predicted model, not a curated record. Gene Ontology annotation, molecular function: protein-N-terminal amino-acid acetyltransferase activity. NCBI's taxonomy places the organism in Eukaryota, Metazoa, Brachiopoda, Lingulata, Lingulida, Lingulidae. Gene Ontology annotation, cellular component: NatC complex.